Molecule: messenger RNA, 1651 nt
Organism: Arabidopsis lyrata subsp. lyrata
Lineage: Eukaryota; Viridiplantae; Streptophyta; Magnoliopsida; Brassicales; Brassicaceae
Exons: 1
Coding region: 898-1515 (205 amino acids)
Source: RefSeq, a predicted model, not a curated record
ACAGAAACAUUCAAAUUGCAUUGAGGAAUGUGACUUUUCUUUGUGUUCAAGUGUGCUUCUUUACCUCAAAAAUUGAGGUAUAGGCAUGAUAAGCAUAAGCUCACUCUUUCUUAUGGGAGUGAGACAAGUAUUGGUGUGAAGUUUGGGAGGCAAAAAUAAAUCCGAAAAAACGGUUUUAUAUGUGUGAGGAAUACUGUUGUGUCGCCCUACACAUUCAAUGUAUGCUUGGAGAUGACUUAUACAUGAAGGCUGGUUCAUCAUGGAUCUAUCUCGAUAAAAGGACCAUCAUAUGCCUCGACCUAUUUGCCGCACCAGCGGCGUUGUCCACACAAAGCAGUUUUGCAGAGGACUGAUUAUAUAUUUUGUUCCUCAUUUUGUAUUCUUACAUUGAAGUUUUGAGAGGUGACCAAAAUCUGUUGUAAGAAUCUGCUGUGUUGAUUAGUGGAUUCCUUAACAUGCAUGUCCAAUAUUGUGAACAUUGAUGUCUUAGUAAAACUGUAAAAGGAUGAAUGUGAUACUUUACUAGUUAGGUAUAGAUCCCAAAAUGUAGUAGAUUUAUAUAAUAUUUUUUUCUACUUAUUACCUCUAGUAAUCAAAAGAGUAAAAUCCUUGGAAAAUGUCAUAAAAUACAAGCGUAUUAAUUUACCAGGAUUCACCAUAUCCACAUAAAAAGAAGAUUCGGAUACACAUCAAAUCUACAGAAAACAUUAGUAAUGCCAUAAAUAAAUAAAAAUGCUGUCAAGACACAAAUUCGUUGAAUCUUCACAUAGAACUGUCAUAAAUCUGGAUACGUUCUAAAAAUAAUUGAUCUAAUCUAAAUCUAUAAGUAGUUUCUUAUUAGUAUCCUUAAAACUAAUUUUGAUCAAAGAAACGCUUUGUUUUGGGGUUACCUAAGUAAUGGUCGAUGGUGACGAUUCUUUCAAGAGACCCGGAGCUGUGCCUUUUAAGUGGGAGAUCCGACCCGGUGUACCCAAAACCCGACCCGGUGAUGAUCUUCUUCAACCUCCUAACAAACUUCCUCCUGUCAAAUUAAAACCAUUUCCGCCGUCGAAUUCGCCAUCUCCGUCUUCUUCUUUCAUCUCUGAAUCCAGAAGCCGACCAGUCUCUCCCUUCGCUCCUCCUCCGUCGUCUUUCAAGCUCAAAUCGCCUUCAGAUUCCGAGUUCAACUGUUCAGGACCUCCGACUCCAUAUUUCCGAUCUUCUUCCCCUCGAGCCGGUGGUUCUUUCCCCCGGUGUUUUUUUCCCAAGUCAUUGUUUGGUUUGAAGAAGAGUAAGAGCGGCGAUUUAAAAAAGACCGGUCAGGAAUCAUCGGAGUCUGACAAUUUCUAUGAAUCGGGAACAACGUUUUCUCCGUCGGAAGAUUCUAGCCACGGAUCGGCAGUUUCUUCGAGGUGGGGUUCGCCGAUAUCAUCCUUCUCUUCUCGCCGUGGUUCGCCGCUGAAACGGACUGAUUCGGAUUUGAGCUCUUAUGAGAAAAAAACCAUUUUAAUGAUGGCUCGUUCCCGCCUCGGUUAGCCAUUUUGUUUUUUUUUAGAAAAAGAAAAAACAUUUUAGAAAUUAAAAUCAAAUAAAAAAAUAUUUGAGUUUUUCAUUGCGACAAGAACUAAUGUACACAUGUAGAUUUGUAAUGAAAUUGUCUAUAUUAUUAUCA